Messenger RNA from Panthera uncia (snow leopard), 1846 nucleotides. RefSeq names its product chromosome D4 C9orf85 homolog (gene CD4H9orf85). The record is from RefSeq and is a predicted model, not a curated record. The transcript has 4 exons. The coding region runs from base 155 to 625 and encodes 156 amino acids. Lineage: Eukaryota; Metazoa; Chordata; Mammalia; Carnivora; Felidae.
AUGAGUCACGUGGGCUGACGGGGGCGGGGCGGAAAGGCUGGAUAAGUUCCUUCCGGGUCAGUGACAGAAGCGUGGACUCCGCUGAGUAGUUGUUGGCGUCUUGGUCCGCUCCGCGUCUUCCUCGUAUCAACGCGAGGUGAUUGUGGUUUCCACGAUGAGCUCCCAGAAAGGGAACGUGGCUCGUUCCAGGCCUCAGAGGCACCAGAAUACGUUUAGCUUCAAAAAUGACAAGUUUGAUAAGAGUAUUCAGACCAAGAAAAUUAAUGCAAAGCUUCAUGAUGGAGUUUGUCAGCGCUGUAAAGAAGUUCUUGAAUGGCGUGUAAAAUACAGCAAAUAUAAACCAUUGUCAAAGCCUAAAAAAUGUGUUAAAUGUUUUCAAAAAGCAGUGAAAGAUUCUUAUCACAUAAUGUGUAGACCAUGUGCCUGUGAACUUGAAGUUUGUGCAAAAUGUGGAAAGAAAGAAGACAUUGUUAUUCCGUUUAAUAAAGAACCAGAAAAGACAGAAAAUCCUGAAAGUAAUCUACGUUCCAACCCUAGAAGUUGCAGAAGAAAUGAAGAAGAAAGUGAUGAUGAUUUAGAUUUUGAUAUUGAUUUAGAUGACACAAAAGACAAUCAAGGGGAUUAAUAUAUUCAAAGUCAGUUUGAAAACAUGAAAUUCCGAACAACUUUUGACUUUUGAGGGUUUUACACAAAAAUACUGUGAAAUCCUAAUGAGAAAAAUAGCAAAAACCUAUAUAGAAAACAGGCAAAAUUCACACAUGGACUAUAUAACUUAUGCAUGAUACUUGGAUAAUUAUGAAACUUUCAUGUAGUGUUUUCUUACAAUACAUUUUUUUUAAAAAGUUUUUUAAUGUUUAUUUUUGAGACAGGGAGAGACAGAGCACAAAUUGGGGAGGGCAAAGAGAGAGGGACACACAGAAUCUGAAGCAGACUCCAGGCUCUGAGCUGUCAGAAUAGAGCCCGACACGGGGCUUGAACUCACAAACGAUGAGAUCAUGACCUGAGCUGAAAUCAGACACUUCACCAACUGACUCAGCCACCCAGGCGCCCCUCUUAUAAUACACUUUUAAGUAGCAUAUGCCAGAGUACCUGCCAAAGUGAAUAUUAGGUUAUCAUAUUGCAGUUCAAGGGAAUUAUUUAGAAGAAUGUGCUACCUAAUAUCAAACUAAACAAGAUUCAGAAUUGUUACUUGUGUAAGAACUAUCUCAUGGAAAAAUCAGAUGAUAUAACUGUAGUGCAAGCUUCAAAAAUUGGUCCUCAGCACCUUUUGAUACAUUGAUCCCAAGUAAAUGACCCACAUAACAAAGUCCCUUUACUUAAAGUUUGCUUAUAAAAGACUUGUUAUUUAUUUUUUGUAAUAAUGUUUAAUAAGUGUAUUUAAGCAGUUUUUCUUGAAAGUAUUUUUACAUACUGGGUCACAUUUUUUAACCUUUCUUCUUUUGUGAAAUAUACAUACAGAAAAAAAUAUAUAAAAUACAUAUGUGUAAUUUAAUAAAUAAUUAUAAGAAAAAUACAUCUGUCUCCAGAUGAAGAAACUACUUUUAAACAAUAUAAAUUAGUUUUGUCUGAUUUUUAGUCUUUUUUAUCUUUUUAUUUUGAAAAAUCUCAAACCCAAAGAAAACAGCAAACUAGUAUAAUGAAACCUUGUGUAUUCUUCCCGUAGAUUCACAAUUGAUCUGUUACAUUUUCAUUAUAUCUCAUUAGGUAUUAGAUACAUAUUUUAUUUCCUGAACCAUUCGAAAAUAAGUGGCAGACAUUGGAUUUGAACUUUAUAUGAACAGACUUAUACAUGCAUGUUAUUUUGUAUCUCUUUAUAAUGAAAUAAAGAACAUGGAUGUGAAAUUGA